Molecule: messenger RNA, 480 nt
Organism: Dictyostelium discoideum AX4
Lineage: Eukaryota; Evosea; Eumycetozoa; Dictyosteliales; Dictyosteliaceae
Exons: 1
Coding region: 1-480 (159 amino acids)
Source: RefSeq, a predicted model, not a curated record
AUGAAAGAAAUUAAAAAAACAACUCUCCCUUUUCUAGAAAUCAGGAAAAUAGUCAACUUGAAAGGAAGAGACCUCCUCUGGAGAUUAGCUCUUAAAGCUCUUCCAAAGAUCCACAACGCCCCUUGCAUCUGGUGUAACGAACAGGAAACCUCAGAACACAUCUUCUUCAAAUGCAAAUCACACAUUAAAGAAACUCAAGAGUGCAUCAACUACAUUCAAGAAAAAUCUGGAGGAUCCAGAAUCAAUUGGGGAAUAGAAAUCUUCAACAGACUAGACAUUCCAUUAACAGCCAACGCCAUAGCCAUUAUUUGCGAAAACAUCUGGAGAAGAAGAAACAAGAAAAUCCACAACACUCAAAAACUUAAGAAAACAACUAAAGAAAACUCAAACAGCAGCCUGGGAAAGAACAAAAAACAACAUAUAGAAACUAAUCAGACAAGAAAAAAAAGCAACCAACAAAGAACAAAUAAAAUAAUUUAA